AUGGCACAGAAGCAGGGCGACAACUACUUCGUCACUGACAUCAACUAUGACAACGAAACCCUGACUCUCGUCGAUGUCGACAUUGCCAUCGCCAGCCAGGAAUGCCCCAGGGCCAGCCACAACCUCACGCUCGGCUCGCUCCCGCUCGCCUACAACUCCGCCAACGUCAACCUCACCUUCCUCUUCAACUGCACAACUCCGGUGGUGGGCAUCCAUGCCGACUCCGUGGCCAUCAUCAGUGCCAACUUCGUGGCCAUCGGUUGCUUGCGAUCCGGUGAUAAUCAGUCGUACGUGUUCGUGAACAAGAGCCCGGAGGAGGUUGCGGCGUUAGACAAGGGGCUGGACUGCGAGGAUACGGAGGUGGCGCCGGUGAAGCGGACGAACGUGACGGCGGGGAACGUGGUGGAGGAGUUUGCCGGGGCGAUGAACGAGGGGUUUGUGCUGGACUGGGAGAAGGCGAAGGAGUGUGGCGAGUGCGAGCACUCCGGCGGGCGGUGCGCGGUCAACGAGAAGGAGCAGCUCCUGUGCUACUGCGACGACGAGAGUAUCCACAACGACGGUUCGUUUUGCGAAAGAAACAAGAAGAUUGGUCUCAAAGUUGGAAUAGGUAAUUGUUUCAAAACUCUCUCUUCCACUUCUCUACAUUCUCCCCUGCAAUUUUGUGCGACUUCUUGACAGUAAGCUUGCAUCGUUGCUCAAUGGAAUCAAUAUUUCCAAAAUAUCCUAGAAGCCUUGAAGAAGUGAUGAAGUGAGACG
Rhodamnia argentea is the source of this 756-nucleotide messenger RNA. RefSeq lists its product as uncharacterized. Bases 1 to 675 code for a protein of 224 amino acids. The transcript is spliced from 3 exons. The record is from RefSeq and is a predicted model, not a curated record. NCBI's taxonomy places the organism in Eukaryota, Viridiplantae, Streptophyta, Magnoliopsida, Myrtales, Myrtaceae.